Molecule: messenger RNA, 522 nt
Organism: Cherax quadricarinatus
Lineage: Eukaryota; Metazoa; Arthropoda; Malacostraca; Decapoda; Parastacidae
Source: RefSeq, a predicted model, not a curated record
UGGAGGUAUGCCAGCAUCAAUAUGGAGGUAUGCCAGCAUCAAUAUGAAGGUAUGCCAACAUCAAUAUGGAGGUAUGCCAGCAUCAAUAUGGAGGUAUGCCAGCAUCAAUAUGGAGGUAUGCCAGCAUCAAUAUGGAGGUAUGCCAGCAUCAAUAUGGAGGUAUGCCAACAUCAAUAUGAAGGUAUGCCAACAUCAAUAUGGAGGUAUGCCAGCAUCAAUAUGGAGGUAUGCCAGCAUCAAUAUGGAGGUAUGCCAGCAUCAAUAUGAAGGUAUGCCAACAUCAAUAUGGAGGUAUGCCAGCAUCAAUAUGAAGGUAUGCCAACAUCAAUAUGGAGGUAUGCCAGCAUCAAUAUGGAGGUAUGCCAGCAUCAAUAUGGAGGUAUGCCAGCAUCAAUAUGGAGGUAUGCCAGCAUCAAUAUGGAGGUAUACCAGCAUCAAUAUGGAGGUAUACCAACAUCAAUAUGGAAGUAUGCCAGGAUAAAUAUGGAGGUAUGCCAGCAUCAAUAUGGAGGUAUACCAGCA